Amoebophrya sp. A25 is the source of this 2242-nucleotide messenger RNA. Lineage: Eukaryota; Dinophyceae; Syndiniales; Amoebophryaceae. The record is from the annotation of a GenBank genome assembly.
AGGCAUUAUGAGUGUUUUUCUCCCCCGGAGUGAUAAGCAUCUAGAUGUGCUACCAGAUUUAUGAACCAGCACCUCCAACAACAUUUAUCAAUAUAAGUACACGGACAUCAAAAUCUAUCAACAUGAUGACUCAAGAACAUGUGAUGCUUUCUUUGUUGUUUCGCGAGCAAGUGCUAGUGCGGUUCUUGAGGAGCGUUUUUCGCUGAGCACAGGUGAACACGACAGCAGGAUUUGAACUAUGACGCCGCGCGGCAGUCUGCACUGAUAACUGUGCGAGAUUCAUUGUAUUGUAUUGUACCUUUCGCGGCCUUGGAUGUGCAUGUGACAGCACACACUUCUCACGCACCAGGAUUUGAGCUACUACACUGUACAUCAUACCAGACAGACGAGGACACCUUCAAGAAGAGGACACCUUUGUACAUACCAGACGAGGGCACCUUCAAGAAGAGGACACCUUCAAGAAGAGGAUGUCUUCUUCCUCCUCUUCCAGAGCUCGCAUUGCUAUUGGAGCUCACGACACGGAAGAGAAUGACAGGAAGUUCGGUCGCUGGUGGAAGGAUUACAGGGACAAGAGGAGGCCUGUUCUCUACAGCACGAUAGGCGAACUUUGUCGUUUAUGGUGCACCUCCACAUAAAUGGUGGAGUGAUUAUUUGGAACUCUUUGUUCCACUUAGACUUAGUUCUUUAUUAGUGAUUAUUUGUUCGAGUUCCACUUAGACUUAGUUCUUUCUUAGUCUAGGUCUUUCACGAUGCGUAAUCACGAGGCGCGUUGUAGAUCGAAGUAAGUAGAGUAAUCUUCUUUUACACCCCUGGAGUGGGUACAUUCAUUCACUCAUUCAUUCAUUUCAUGACUUCAUGUAUAGUUUUUUUUUCCAUAGGACUACAUGCUGCCUCCCAUUCAACUACUUAUAGAUAACCUUAUUUAAAAAGUUUACAUACCGGGGGAGCAAGAAGACCGUGUCACAACGGCCAAACCCUAAGACUAGUAUAGCAUCGAGUUGGAGGAGAACUUCAGUGUUAAAUCGAAGUAUCAUCUGCAUAGCGGUAAGUGAACAAGAACACUAUUGAUUUCUCUUUUUCAUACCCCAAGCCUGGCAUCCACAAGAGCCUUCUCUACAUUUGGCAGGCACGGACGCGAGCUUGGUGUGACAGACUCAAAGACCAACAUAGGAAGCGGUGGCCCCAACAUUUUGGACUUUGUAUAGCUUUUUUCGCAGAGUUCUGUUUUGCCAGACCAUGGUACAGAAAAAACCUGUUCGAAUUGUGUGCGAUGCUUCCUGGGUAUGGAGUAGGCUGUCGCUUCUGGAAAAAGUCACAUAACCGAGGGUUUGGAGGAAGUAUCCACGCUAGUAGUGCUACAACGAAGCUACCUUCAGGAGGAGAAGCGUCUUUUGGGUCAACAAUUUAAGGUUUUUACAACAAUGGAGAUUUGAUAUAGUGUUGAAACUAUGUACGUGGUUAUAGCUGGGCAGUUGAUCAUGAUAGUUUACUGAAGACCUGCAAUCAGUCUUAAGGGGUAAAGCUGCAUAACUGGAUGAGACAAAAUGAAGUCGCAACGCUAAGUCCCAUCGUCAGCCGCGGCUCUCUCGAAAUCGAAAAUGAGAUCGCCAUUAGAGGGCCAAACUUUUCUUAUGCAGGACAUUCGCUUCCGAACAAGGCCGUUUCAAGGGAAGGUACUUGGAGCAACCAUGUUCGCGCAGCGGGUGGUGAGGAAUAUUAUGACCUUUCGUUCAACGUUGGCACUUCGAUUAGUAUCUCUCACAAGGGAAGACAGCCCGUUGAGGAAUGUAGUAUUCAAAGGAAAAGCUUUUUUAGGCGAGGCGUCAAUCCCAACACAAUAAAAUACAAGUAGCACCCACACUCUAAAACCAAUCACGCACCAAUGGGGAAAACACAUAUGGGAUGGAGCUACGCCUACCCGAGUGACCAUAGGGAAGAUAUCUGGCUCUACAGACCGAAGUUUCCACCAUUGAAGAAGGAGGAAACUUGAACUUCAUUUAUUUAUGAACGAGUUUUGCUUUCGCCAUCCCAUAGGAAAAACAAGUUUGAGAAUAGAGUCUUUAUCCAUGUUUAUGCCGUGCUUGGUCGGCCUCUUGACUUCAUUCGAAGCCAUAGAGUGGCAAAAGGACACCUGAGGAAGCGUUUUCGCACCUACCGUAAAAUCGGUUUCAGUAUGCCAUGUCUGUUAUGGAUAUAUUUUGUUGGUCUCGUUGUUAGUAAAAUGAGAGCGCACAAGCUAUUA